GGGGUCGAGUGCUGACGAACCCGCUUCCAUUGACUUCAGCGAAACGAACUCCAGCAGCGGGGAGUCGGACAGGCAGACAACCCCCGUGAGAAUGAGGAAGAAGAAAGUGCAGAGACAUCCCAGGCGAAAGGGGGCUGGGAGGCAAAGCGUCGCUCAGGUUGUUGAUAAAGUUACAUCUCAGAUGAGAAUGGAAAAAUCGGACCGAAGACCCAAGGGCUUGCACCACAGCCGCUCCGGUUCCUCGGGCUCCCCCUCGACCAGCUGCAGGGACUCGCUUCCGGGGCACGGCGACCGGGUCAGUGGUAAAGGCGCUAGCGGCGCGGCGGAGGAGUCCGGCCUGGACAGCGCCACCUACAAGGCUGCAUCAGACACCAAGCCGUGCCUUAAAAAGCUCUCAGAGAGACCUACAACCUCCAACAGUGUGCUUGACCUCAGCUCAGGACGUACAAGCCUUAGACCAACCCAGUACAAGCUAGAGGAAGCUUUGCCCACGCCCUGCUCUGCCCCCCCACUGCGCAGGUCCAGUCACAGCCUGAUCCGUCCCACCCAUUCCUCUUCUGCCCCCCGGGAGGCUUCCAUCUCCCCCGUCCCGCCAGAGAAACCCACCACUGGCUCUGUGAACGAGACCUUAGUACACAGACUCAUCAGCAACCAUAAACACAAGGAUCCUAUUCACAGUGACGGGUAUGACCUAGACGGACAGGAAUCGGUGGACCUGCGCGGCUACCUGGACGGGGGGACCAAGAGCUACAUGGAGAGAAUGGGGGAGCUCAUGGCAAACAGGCUGGCCAUCAGCGACACAGAAGAGGGAAGUGUAACCAACUUCUGGGAGACAGACCUGCCGUCUCGCACUAUGUUAUCCACGCCUCGAAAUUCCCAUUCAAGCUUGCGCAGACUGGACGCGCUGGAGCCGGUCGUUGCCAAGACUCGGCUCCACGACCCGAGGAGACAGCCCAGGCCGGUCCGUUCCCCUCAGAGCGUAUACGCGUCCGUGCGCGCAGCCCAGGUCAUCCAGCGAGGGACUUCUCGGAUCCACAAGUCACCCUUGAGCCGGAAAAGGAGUGACGACCAGUGGGAUAAGAAGAGAGACAGUCAUCGGCAGCUACACUAUUUUGCAGAUGACAGGACGAAGGAGAACAGGAAUUACUUCGACUCCAGAAACCACUACGAGGGCUACGACGACAAUUUGCUGUGGGUCAGAGGCCCUAACGGGGAACCCACCGACGUCCUCACCGACCCGAUUCACAACGGGAAUUUAACGUAUCACCGCUACUCCUCGCAGCCAACGCAGCUAGACAUGGGACCAUGUGACGACCUGCUAGUUUCUGGAGAAGAGGUCGUACUCAGACUCUCUGUUCCUUCCAUACCAAGAGUUUCCUCGGGGUCGAAGGCGGGAGACGAGGCCCCCGCAUCGCAGGUCGCGCGUCGCGGCAGCAGCAGGAAAUCGGGCACAAGAGCCAACUCAGGAAAGCCAAAAGGGACCAAGGACAUCGACGAAGAACAGCUGUGCGCGGACAUAGCCACCUGCGAUACACUGUUCCUAGAUACCGCUGCUCAGGAAACGCCGGAGCUCAUUGCAGCCAGAAACCUCAAGGGGAAACUCAAGAAGAAGAAAUCAGUCAAACCCGGAGGGAGCAAAGACUCGGAGAAACACAAGGCAAGCAAGCAGGACCAGAACAACGAGCAGACCGGCGGCGGAUCGAAGCCCUCGAAACCCGAGGACGAGGACAAAGAGAGCUCGGAGAGCACGCCGCCCGACGGCAAGGUGAAGAAGAAGAUUAAGAUUGUCAUCGGAAAGAAAACGAAGAAAGUAAGCAAGAAGAAUUUACCCGAUAAAGAUUCCUAGUACAGGCAAAUAGGCAUAGAAUUGGCUACACUUUCUGUGGUUUAUGUCCUAGUCUUCUAAAUGUUUUUGUAUGGGAAAAAGAGUCUACAAGGCCUAGGGGCUUUUAGGCAUUUCAUAAACCGUGUCUGAUUUGUAAGCAAAUAAGAAAACCAUUAAGUUUAGACAGGUGCUUUUUCUAUGAUGGGAGGGUAAGAUCUCAACACUUUAUUUUUAUUUUUAUACCACUCUUAACAGACAUUGCCCACUUGUUGCCUUAGCUUCUGAUCUCAGAGUCAGUUUCAUCCUUUUGCUCAAAUAUUUUCAAAUGCACCAAUUUUUCUUAUGACUGCAGCUGUAUUUGUAUGAUUCUACCCCGUGUUCUGAUUUAGAUUAUCCGAUACAAACAAUCAACAUAUCAAUAAUAGAAGCUUUUCUUAAUCCCAGGCUGCCAUUGUUAAAGAUCCCAGUCAGUUGGUAGAUCAGUAAACGUUCUGCUUUUAACGCUAGGAAAAGAACUUCAAUAUUCAGUUCUUGUAUAGUACUUAGCAAGAGUUGAUUUUACAGUAUUAUGAAGUAAAGUAAUGGUGAUGACUCUUCACAGUCGUCAGAUGUGACCAACGUUCAACAACCUCAUAGUUCACUCUUCUAAAGACUAUGAAUAGUGUCUACUUUACAUAACAAAGUCGAACCGAUAUACAAACUUUCAUCAUAUCAGCACCACAUUUCUAAAAUAAUGUCUUAUUGAUAGGUGUAUUAUUAAUGACUGAACGUAGUGUUUGUACGUAUAGGUGUGAAGAUGAUUAAAAUAAGGUUUUUUUUU
Messenger RNA from Penaeus chinensis, 2645 nucleotides. RefSeq lists its product as uncharacterized. The record is from RefSeq and is a predicted model, not a curated record. Bases 92 to 1846 code for a protein of 584 amino acids. NCBI's taxonomy places the organism in Eukaryota, Metazoa, Arthropoda, Malacostraca, Decapoda, Penaeidae. The transcript is spliced from 6 exons.